Dictyostelium purpureum is the source of this 1766-nucleotide messenger RNA. RefSeq lists its product as uncharacterized. Gene Ontology annotation, molecular function: zinc ion transmembrane transporter activity. The record is from RefSeq and is a predicted model, not a curated record. NCBI's taxonomy places the organism in Eukaryota, Evosea, Eumycetozoa, Dictyosteliales, Dictyosteliaceae. Gene Ontology annotation, biological process: intracellular zinc ion homeostasis; zinc ion transport; transmembrane transport. Gene Ontology annotation, cellular component: Golgi apparatus; membrane. The coding region runs from base 81 to 1712 and encodes 543 amino acids. The transcript has 4 exons.
UGAUCAAGCAUUAUUGGUUAUUAUUUUAGAUUUGUUUCAUUUAUUAAUUAAACCCCAAACAUUAAUAAAAUUAUCAAAUCAUGUCAUCAGAUAUAAAUAAUGAUCCAUAUGUUCAACAUCAUCAGUUAUAUUCCCAACAACAAAACCAACACCAACAUGUAGAUAGUAAUAAUAAUCAUAAUAACAAUAAUCAUGGUCACAGCCACAGUCACCAUAGAACCCAAAUAGGCCAUGCACAACCAUAUUAUUCUACUUAUAAUCAACUAAAUAAUAGUGGCGGCAUGAGUCCUCCAUCUUCACAACAAUAUAAUAGUAACCAAUACAAUAACAAUUCAUAUAAUAAUAACAACUAUAAUAAUAAUAAUAAUAACAAUAACAAUAACAAUAAUAAUGGAUAUUUUAGUAUGGAUAAGAAUAGUAGUAGCGGUAUAACUAUUAAUCAUUUAAUUCAAAAUUUAAAUAGAGAUAAUGAUGCAAAAAAAUUGGCUGGAUGGAUUUCUGUAAUGUUAUUAUUUACAAUUUAUGAAAUAUUUUAUGGUGCUUAUUUAGAGAGUUUAGGUUUAGUUAGUGAUGGUUUUCACGCUUUAUUCGAUUGUAUUGGUUUAUUUAUUGCGCUACUCAGUAUGUUGGUUGGUAAAAAAGGAAGCAACUCAGAUUAUACUUAUGGUUACGAUCGUUGGGAAGUUUUAGGUACUUUUUCAAAUGGUGCUUUCCUUAUUUUUGUUUCUUUCUUUUUAUUUUUAGAAUCUGUUGAAAGAUUAUUAGAACCACCACAUAUUCAUAAUCAUGGUAGAGUUAUUUCUUUAGCAACUAUCAGUUUAUUAAUUAAUAUUAUUGGUUUCAUUUUUUUCAAACAAAAGAAAAACGAAAGAAAAUCAUCAAUUCGUAAUGAAAAUUUAUUAACCAUUUCACAACACAUUCUUAUUGAUAGCUGUACAAGUUUAGGUGUUAUUCUUUCAUCAAUUGUUGGUCAGAUUUCUGGUUUAGAAAUUUCAGAUUCAUUAGUUUCAAUUAUUAUUGCUUGUAUUAUCGUUUAUAAUGCCGUACCAAUCUGUGUAAAAACAUCAGGUAUUUUAUUACAAAAAACACCAGAAUCAUUAAUUUUAAAUAUUGGAAAUGCCUUAAAAGAUGUAGCCGUUAUGAAUGGUGUUUUAGAAAUCAAAGAAAAACAUUUUUGGUCACAUUCAAUUGGUAAUAAUGUUGGUACCCUCCAAAUUUCAAUUAAAAAGAGCUGUGAUGAAUCAUUUUUACUCCAAUCAAUAAGAAACAGAUUAUCUUUUGUUCAAGAUUUAACUAUUCAAUUAGAUAAAGAUAAUGGUGAUAAACAUCAUCAUCAUCACGAUGAUGAACAAAAACCCAAUAAACAUGAACAUAAUCAUCACCAUGACCACGAUCACCACGAUCAUGACCACGAUCACCAUGACCACCAUGACCAUAACCAACAAAAUAAUGAAUCAAUUCCACUCUACCAAGUCCAACAAACCCCAUCUACUAUUACAUCACCAAUAAUAAAUGAACAAUUUAACUCAUCAACAAAUUAUGAUGGAUACAAUGAAAAAACCCCAGUACCUUUAUAUGGACAAAGUGAACCAGAAAAUAUGAGUGAUGAAGAUGAUAAUGAUCCAUAUCACCAUCAUUCACAUCAAAAAAAUCAACAUCAUGGUCAUUCACAUGGUAAUGACGAUCAUCAUGGACACGCUCAUAAUAACUAAAUAAAAAUAAAAUUUAAUAAUUAAUAUUUAUUUAUAUUACUUUUCCAACAAUAA